AUGUUAUCGAUUGACGCUCUACCUACUAUAUUUUCGCUGCUUAUAGUCCUUCUUUAUAAGGAUUUUGGUAUAUAUAAUAUUAUGGUUAAUGCCGAUAGUAACUAUCUAUUUAUAAGCAAAUAUCGCCUUGGUGUUGGCUGGGUUCGAUAUGGUAAUUAUGAUACGUUAAAUAACAACUUUUGGAAUAUCCUUUCCGUAGGUACUGGAGGUCUCGAGGAGGAGACGAUCCGAACGAUAAAAUCUAUAAUGAUCGUGGGCCUUUUGCUUUCUUAUAGAUUUACGAGCCGCCUUGCUAAUAUGCCGAAGCCUGAGCCUAUCUGUGACGAUGAAAGCGGAGCUUACGAAGUGCUUGGUUUGGAUGGCUUACUUAUCGUGCCUACUACGAAGCUUGUGAAUUAG
Molecule: messenger RNA, 399 nt
Organism: Penicillium verrucosum
Lineage: Eukaryota; Fungi; Ascomycota; Eurotiomycetes; Eurotiales; Aspergillaceae
Product: Aminoglycoside phosphotransferase
Exons: 3
Coding region: 1-399 (132 amino acids)
Source: RefSeq, a predicted model, not a curated record